AUGGAUGUUAUUGCUGAUUUACAAACAAAACUUAUCAAAGAAACGAUUGGUGAUGAUGCUACAGACGAUGAAAUUCAACAUGGUUUGAGAAUAUUGCGAAGUGCUCAUCAAUUAUAUGAUAAUGAUGAAUUUCAUAGUUUAUCUCUUUAUGUUCGACAUAAUCGUGCACAAAAAGGAAAUUUUCACAUUGGUGAUCAACCUAUUGAUAUUGAAUUAUUAAAUAUGCAGAAUGAAUUUGUUUCUUUAUUAUCUUAUUUUCAUUCGAAUCGACCAUUCUUAAUCAUUGCUGGUUCAUAUACAUGA
Rotaria sp. Silwood1 is the source of this 303-nucleotide messenger RNA. The record is from the annotation of a GenBank genome assembly. Lineage: Eukaryota; Metazoa; Rotifera; Eurotatoria; Philodinida; Philodinidae.